Messenger RNA from Dermacentor silvarum, 1944 nucleotides. RefSeq lists its product as uncharacterized. Gene Ontology annotation, molecular function: metalloendopeptidase activity. Bases 1 to 1431 code for a protein of 476 amino acids. Lineage: Eukaryota; Metazoa; Arthropoda; Arachnida; Ixodida; Ixodidae. The record is from RefSeq and is a predicted model, not a curated record. Gene Ontology annotation, biological process: proteolysis. The transcript has 5 exons.
AUGACCGCAGUUGCGAGCCCGAAAGGUGGUAAGCCUCAGCUUAAGCCCAAGCGCAGCGUCACCAGCCCUAAACCCGACGCCGGCGCCGCGAGAGGAAAGGCCAGCGGAGUGAGGCCGAAACCCACCAAAGCCGGCGGCACUGACGCGAACCACGAGCAAUCGGGUGCACGAACGUCCAGCCUGAGUCCUCCCGUCGCGAAGUCCGGCAAGCCGAACUCGAUGGCAGAGUCCAUCGGAACGUCGCCGGGAAGCGUGAAUGUGAGGAGCAACGCGGCAAGUCCGAAGAGUCCCGUCACGAGUGCCGAGGGCCAUGGCGUCGUCAGUCCAGGGAAGGGCGUCACGAGUCCAAAGACGGCGGGGAGGAGCACCGCUGUUAUCGGCGUGACCGGUCCUCGCAAGGCUGGCUCCUUUCCGACCUCGCAGAAGCGCGGCAAGAGAAACGUGCGUGGUCACGUGUCUAUCUCGGUCGCCGCCGGCGAGGACGAAGGCGGGCGAAACGACGAGGUGACGGCCGUCAGCAAGCGCCGUCACAGCAGGCGCAAGUCGAUGGUCGCGGCGGCCUUGGCCAAGUUCCGCAGGUCUCUCAAACCUGAGACGCAAGGCGGCGACGGCUCUAAAAGCUCGGAGACCACGCUGAGCAGCAAGGACCAGAUGUCCCUGUUCGUGGUGCUGACGGUGACCGGGUUCCUCUUCGCCUUCAUGGCCAUCCUAAUCUUCGUUUUCUUCCUCGGCGGCACCACCAUACCCGAGGCCGUCGCAUGCAUCACCGAUGAGUGCGUGGACGCCAAGGAGUAUCUGGACAAUCUGCUGAACCGCACCAGGGAUCCGUGCACCGACUUUUACGGCUACGUGUGCGGCUCGUGGCACGAGAAAGGAGGCAGCUUUUUCGGCGACGCAAAGCUGCACGCGCUCUUCAGGCUCAACGCGACGCUGUUCCACAUGCGGCAGAUCAAGCGCGCUGAGGAGACCCGCCACGGCAUGCACCUCCUGAGGCCCAUAUACAGCGCCUGCUACAAGUUCAUGUCAGAGCCGGUGAUACUGGAGGACGCGCUGAGCGAAGCGCUGAAGUACCUCGACAUCGCGCAGCUGAUGAAAGCAGCGCGGUUCUUCGAUGUGGUGCGCUACCUCGUGCGACAGUCUAUGCAGGCUUGGCUGAACCUCACCAACGUCGAUGACCACAUGCAGCUUCUCGCGGACAUGGACGCCAAAGUUGGGAAAAUCUUCAGUAUGAAGAAGAGUGCAGAGCAGCAGUUGCCACUGCGCGAUGUGGUCGCUGACAUGGUCACCGGAGUCUCGGUCGAAGAGUGGGUGACCUCUGUGCGCGACUCACAGCGCGACAAAAUCGUGUUCAUGCCCAUGGACGACAUAAAGACCCACGGCUUGAAUGUUUACAAGCCCGCUAUGCAGGUGACCAGAACGCUGACGCCGUAAUCAGUACAUCAUAGAAUUAACUAGCCAGUCAUAUCAGUACAACGGGCAAUGAAGCCGAGUAAGGUCACAGGCGCGAUGCACUAUUUUUGUUCUUCUGAAACUUUUACCAUGAUUAUUGAAGAAAGUGAAGCCGACCCCAAGCUUGCGUUGUAGGUGCCCAAUUGACCGGUGGUUCAUUUUUUUAAAAUCCUACUACAAUUUCAUACGGCAUGUCGUACGGCGCACAGCAUCGCCUUUCACGUGCACUGAGGAUACCAUAGAUGCUGCUGCGGAGUCUGAGUUAGCAUUCUGUCUGAAAAGAUAACCUGGAAGCAAGUGUCAUUUGAGCACAUGAGAUUGGUUGUCAUCUAGCUGCCCAAACGCUUCUUCGCACGGAUAACUUCGGAGAGAAAUAUUUGAAGUGGAUACCCAAUCGAAGGUUCUCAACAUCAUCCCCACCGUCCCUUGAGGUGCCUCGCAGCACUCUCAAACGCUAGCGCUUAUCAGUUACAGAAUUCCGCGAAGAUCGGUGCC